CCGCGUAUCGGCAGCUGGUACCCGAGCGGCAGGGCAGUGUACACCUGAAGUAUGUGGUUAAUAAGUGUGUAUUUAGAAAAAGACUACUCUGCUSAAACAUUUUAGUAUUUUUUAAUGAGUCUUGGGUCUCGAGUCGGAAUGAAAAUCAGAUGUUUUAGCUCGUGCCAACUUUGUGGAAAUAUGUGACAAAGAUGAGGACGUAAAAUGGAGCAAGCAGCUACUCUCGACAUAGAAACACUCAAGAUUACCCAGGAGCAGUUUCUUCUCACCUCUCAGUCCCUGCACCUGCAGCGACCGGGCUGCGAUGCYGCGUACCCCGUGGGUCUGUGCGGAUGGAGGAAAAGGUGCAUCUACUUCUUCCUGCUGCUGCUCCUCGUCACCAUGAUUGUCAACCUGGCCCUCACCGUCUGGAUCAUUAAGGUCAUGAAUUUUUCAGUGGAUGGGAUGGGGAAGCUCCAGCUGAACCAGGACGGCGUUAACCUGGAGGGAGUCAGUGAGUUCCAGAUGCCUCUGUACGUGAAUGAGAUCCAGUCCAGAAGAGACAGCUUGUUGGUGUUGCGGUCAGAAAAGAACGUGACGCUGAACGCCAGGAACAGUCGAGGACAUCUGACUGGUCAGCUCACAGUGGGGCCUGAAGCUGUGGAAGCUCAGUGUCGGCGGCUGGAGGUGAGAAGCGGAAACAGCGGGCGACUCUUAUUCACUGCAGACGAGGAGGAAGUCACGAUGACGACAGAGAAGUUCACCGUCACAGGUUCAGAAGGUGCUGUGUUUGGACACUCMGUGGAGACUCCUCUGAUCCGAGCGAGGACCACCGAAGACCUGAG
Molecule: messenger RNA, 824 nt
Organism: Austrofundulus limnaeus
Lineage: Eukaryota; Metazoa; Chordata; Actinopteri; Cyprinodontiformes; Rivulidae
Product: zeta-sarcoglycan
Biological process (GO): cardiac muscle tissue development; heart contraction
Cellular component (GO): sarcoglycan complex; sarcolemma
Source: RefSeq, a predicted model, not a curated record